AUGGAUAAUAAAUCAGCGAACGAAUAUACUGAUACAUGGGGAUUAAAAGGAUUUUGUGGACGUUUGUCUGAAUGUCUUGAUCUACUAGGAUAUAGCCAAGAAAUGAUAUUGUAUAGAAGAGAAACACAGAAAAAGCUGGACGAAAUAUCCAACAGCAAGCCGUAUCCUGCAAUCUAUAUAGCAACAGGUUCUAAAGCCGAAGGAACUGGUCUAUACUUUGAAAGCGAUAUAGAUCGCAUGUAUGUUGCAAAAGGAGUAACUUGUAUUCAGGAAGGGUUCUCAUAUUCCCGUUCUAACAUGUUUCUUCUAGACAAGUCAAGUUCUUCUCCUGGUUAUACUCGACUUAAACUCGUGCAUUUCUAUGACACGAAUAGUAUCAUUAGCAAGUAUUUGGUGUCAGAGUAUAAAGCAACAUAUAUUGCUAAUAGCUUUUCUAUGUUGCCUGAAAACUUUCACAUGAUUGACAUAAACGGUGUGAGGUUAUCUAAAAAAGAUAAAAGCGGACCAUCUGCACCUUAUGGAAAUCCAUCUAUCAAGUAUGACUUUGUGUCUGCAUUCGAAUGUAUUUGUCCAGACAUAAUUCAGGAGUGGGUACGCCGGCCGCGAUAUAACGGCUGGCCCGACCCUAGAUUGAUUAAACACAUCUCUUCCUUAGAGGGACAUGUAGUUCCGGUCGCAAACAAAGGCAGUAAGUUUCCUGAAACAGAAUGGAGAAUUUGCUUCACAAAAGCUGAACUGUUGCUAAUGCAUUCUCUGACUGAAUUUCAAAUAAAGUUAUAUAUUCUUCUUAAACUCAUUUCAAAAUCAGUGUUACAACCGCUGUGUUCGGAAAUAUCCUCAUAUGUAAUGAAAAACAUUGUGUUCUGGACAGUUGAAACAAAUCCGAAGGAGAAGUUCUCACAAUCGUUCCUAAUUGUCAGGUUAAUUGAUUGUCUUAUCUAUCUUAAAGAUUGUUUACAAUCAAAUAAUUUGAGGAAUUACAUGAUUGCACAUAGAAAUCUGUUUGAAGGACGCGUUUCAGAAUGUGAACGGGAAAAACUUGUAAAGAAAAUUGAUGAAUUGCUAAGUGAAAAAGAGAACAUAUUUCAACAUUGUGAUAAAAUACGGGUAGCCAUGGUGAAACUAAAAGAAUCUCCGCAAGAAUUUGCAAUGGAAGCCAAGAAACGCGACAAAAUUGAAAAACUUGUUUAUAACAAGAAUGUGACAUUUAGGGAGACAUAUUUCCCUGGUUUAACCGCAAAAGCAUUGCAAGAUCGACUCAACGCCAGUACAGUUUACACAGACUAUGAAAAGACAUUGACUGAGCUCAUUGUUCCAGAUCAGAUAGAUAUUGCAAAUAGGGGUCAGAACUUGGCUGACGUCUUUACAAAAAGGAUGUCAUCUAUUCUGUCGUAG
Mercenaria mercenaria is the source of this 1395-nucleotide messenger RNA. RefSeq lists its product as uncharacterized. Lineage: Eukaryota; Metazoa; Mollusca; Bivalvia; Venerida; Veneridae. Bases 1 to 1395 code for a protein of 464 amino acids. The record is from RefSeq and is a predicted model, not a curated record. The transcript has a single exon.